This is a messenger RNA of Alosa alosa (allis shad), 1716 nucleotides long. RefSeq names its product YEATS domain containing 4 (gene yeats4). Gene Ontology annotation, biological process: regulation of DNA-templated transcription. The coding region runs from base 237 to 917 and encodes 226 amino acids. NCBI's taxonomy places the organism in Eukaryota, Metazoa, Chordata, Actinopteri, Clupeiformes, Clupeidae. The record is from RefSeq and is a predicted model, not a curated record. The transcript is spliced from 8 exons.
UUGCAUGAAAUAAUGGAUUAAAAAUAUUUAGCAACACAUUUUCAGUUAUCGUGGAGCACAAACAAGACGCAACCCGGAAGAAGUUUCUGCAUCUAUACACUGCAGUGUUACGUAGUGGGGCCGAUGGGGUAGUCCAAAUGAGGUGGGAAAGUGGAAAAAUAAAUAUUUUGGCUUUGAUGGCAGUGUUUUACUUAUAGCUGCAUAUACCAUUAACAACACAGUUUCUUCUGUGUACUAUGUUCAAGAAGAUGGCUGAAUUUGGACCAGAUUCCGGAGGGAGAGUGAAGGGAGUGACUAUAGUCAAGCCCAUUGUUUUUGGCAAUGUUGCACGGUACUUUGGGAAGAAAAGAGAAGAAGAUGGACAUACGCAUCAAUGGACUGUAUAUGUCAAACCCUACAGAAAUGAGGAUAUGUCUGCUUAUGUCAAGAAGAUACAGUUCAAACUUCACGAAAGCUAUGGAAACCCUCUUAGAGUGGUGACAAAACCACCAUACGAAAUUACAGAGACAGGCUGGGGUGAAUUUGAAAUAAUCAUCAAAAUAUUUUUUAUUGAUCCAAAUGAAAGACCGGUCACUCUUUAUCACCUGCUGAAGCUUUUUCAGUCUGACUCCAGUGCCAUGCCCAAGAAGACUGUAGUGUCUGAGUUCUAUGAUGAAAUGAUCUUUCAGGACCCCACUGCCAUGAUGCAGCAGCUCCUGAACACUACUCGUCAGCUGACUCUGGGAGCCUACAAGCAUGAGACGGAGUUCGCAGAGUUGGAGCUGCGCACUCGCGAGAAGCUCGAGGCGGCCAAGAAGAAAACCAGCCAGGAGAUCACGGAAUUAAAAGAAAGGCUGAAAGCCAGCAGAGAGACCAUCAACUUCCUGAAGGGAGAGAUUCGCAAACUGGAGGAAGAGGACCAGAUCAAAGACCACUGAGGAGGUCAUAGGCUGUCCUCUCUACAUUUACUUGAAGUGUUUGACGGGGCUUGCUGAAUCAGAGUCAGAUAUAGCACCCUCACUAUAGAGAGUCAGAGAGGGUAUGUGACACAACAUAGAUUUAGUUCCUUUGGCAUAAAUAAAAUGUUUUAAGGUGUCAUCUUAUAUUUCGGCAUCACUGCUUUUAGCUGAAGACAUGUUUUUUUUUCUUUGCAUAUUUAAAGCCAAUGCAGAAUUCCUACUGUGUGCAUCGGGUGCAAGAUACCUAAAAGUUGUAUUUAGUGACGUAAAACAGUCCAGCGUAAAGUGCUACACUCAUGUGUGACUUUGACCUGAAUGUAUAGUGGCCAUACAAACUGCAACCUUUGUGUUUUUCUCUCAGUGUGAGAUGUAAUCACUCCCAUCUUGACUGUGCCUGCCUUCAGUACAAAUGCAGCCAAGUGAUAAUGGAAUGUGUUUGUGUUCUCUACUAAGUUAGACUAUGGGUUGUGAUCGUUUUACGUUUAUUUUUAAACUAAAGUUGUCCAUGGGUCAUUUUUUAAUGAAAUUGUUCUCUUUUUCUUUCAGGUAGCAAACUCAUUUUUUCAUCAAAACUAGCUUGUUAGUCUGUGAAAGAGGUUAAUUUAACUGGGGGACGGUGACUUGAUCGUGUAACAAUUUUGUGUACGUCUUCGGACAUUUUGGAAAAUCCCAAACAUUUGGUUGUACAUAGUGUUAUAUUUGCUUGUGUUGUUGAAAUAUUGAUUGACCUUGUGUACUUUAAAUGUCCUCACCAUAAACAGUCAAUGUUUUGUAGUAA